GCGCGAACGAACGAUGGGAGGGAGGUAAACAAGAUGGCGGCAGCCUUGAAGCAGCAGCUUCUGUGAGGAACGGAUGAUAGAAAACAAACGAACGGUAAGCAGAAGAGGAAUAAAGGAUCGCGUUUUCAUCCGUCGACGGGUCGUGUUAAUGAAUGCCGACCUCAGAUAUUUUGGACGUUCGUUUUCUCCAUAAUGCUGAACAGAAGUUGCAAAUCGUAGCUCCCGAGGAGACGGCGCUCGUGGUCUGGACGUCUGCGAGCUAAAACUGACCCAACAGCAGUGACGUGUAAACACAGAGAAGGUUUCGACGGGCUCACGUGUCCAGACGCUGCUGGAUGCUUUUGACUGCACAAGCCAAGAUUUUGUGCCAUACCGUAGCCGACGUGUCUGCAGAGAUGUGCUGGGUUCCCAUGAUUCCCAGCGUGGGCUAAUUCAAGCCUCCAGACCAAACACUUGUAACCCUCCAGAGGUGCUGUAGUUUCUGCCCCGUGGGUAACAGACGUGAACGUCAGCGAUGCGGCUGCUGCGGUUCUCCAGGCGUGACUUGGUUCUUGUGUUGUCCCACUAACUGUUUUUGCUCGAUCAGGACUGCGCCUAACUGUCUCUGGAAAAGCGAUUUUCGUCGAGGCCUGGAACACACUGAGAGAGCGAGAGAGAGAGAGAGAGAGAGAGAGAGGGCAGAGAAAAUGAGCUUGGGUGGUGAACUUCAGCAAUUGGAUUACCUGACGGAGAAUGAGCUCAUGGGAAUGGACACCUUCAUCCACCGCAUCGACUCCACCGAGGUCAUCUACCAGCCCCGCCGCAAGCGCGCCAAGCUGAUCGGGAAGUAUCUGAUGGGCGAUUUGCUGGGAGAAGGCUCGUACGGGAAGGUAAAGGAGAUGCUGGACUCGGAGACGUUGUGUCGCAGAGCCGUGAAGAUCCUGAAGAAGAAGAAACUGAGGAGGAUUCCCAACGGAGAGGCCAAUGUGAAGAAAGAGAUUCAGCUGCUGAGACGACUGCAGCACAAGAACAUCAUUCAGCUGGUGGAUGUGCUGUACAAUGAGGAGAAGCAGAAGAUGUAUAUGAUCAUGGAGUAUUGUGUGUGUGGGAUGCAGGAGAUGUUGGACAGCGUUCCGGAGAAAAGAUUUCCAGUAUUCCAAGCUCACGGGUACUUCUGUCAGCUGUUGGAUGGUCUUGAAUACUUGCACAGUCAGGGAAUCGUGCACAAAGACAUCAAACCAGGGAACUUGCUGCUGACCACAGACGGGGCAUUAAAGAUCUCUGACUUGGGUGUAGCAGAGGCUCUACGCCCCUUCGCAGAGGAUGACACGUGUCGGACAAGCCAAGGGUCUCCAGCGUUCCAGCCGCCCGAGAUCGCCAACGGCCUGGAAACGUUUUCAGGGUUUAAAGUAGAUAUCUGGUCUGCUGGAGUCACACUAUACAACAUAACCACGAGUCUGUACCCGUUUGAAGGCGACAACAUCUAUAAGCUGUUUGAGAACAUUGGGAAAGGUGACUACACUGUUCCUGAGGAGUGUGGACCGCUGCUGUCUGAUCUCCUGAGAGGAAUGCUGCAAUAUGAUCCUGUGAAGAGAUUCUCAAUACAACACAUCAGACAACACAACUGGGUUCGUAAGAAACACCCUCCCUCAGAACAGCCCGUCCCCAUCCCGCCCAGCGCUGAAACCCGUGACCCCUGGCGGAGCAUGACAGUUGUGCCGUACCUGGAGGAUCUCCACGGUUACGGUGAGGAGGAGGACGACGACGAGAUGUUUGACGGGGAAGAUGACAUCAUAUACACUCAGGACUUCACAGUACCAGGACAGGUACAUGAGGAUGAGGAAGAGCGUCCUCCAGAGCGCACGUGUGCUGUGGCCAAACCGCUGUGUGUGAACGGGACGGAGUCGGCCGCGCUGAAACCCAAAUCUGAGCGGCGUUCCAGCUCUUCAUCAAAUCCCUCCAGGAAGGGCUUAUCUGCAGCGAGCAAGAUCCGCAAACUUUCCACCUGCAAGCAGCAGUGACCUCAUCCGUCUGAUCUUCUGCUCCUCUGUACAGGUUUCCGUUGUUUCCCUGCAGUCGAUACUGACCGCUGUUCCCAACGCACAUUUCUGCCCUCAAUAUGAGCUCCACACAGACGGCAUCCGGACACUUGUGUUUCUCACUCCACUGCAUCUGGAACGGACCCGCUUCAUUUGAGGAUGCUGUUAAAGAGCGGACAUGUUUUCCCACAAUCCUCCUCCUCGCUCUAUCUCUCUCUGAGGUCUCUGUUGUCUUGUUCUGUGUCCGGUCUCAACCGGUUUGAUCAGCACCCAAAGACCGCGUGGAUGUUUAUUGUGUAGCGAGCCGAUGGUGCACGUGUGACCUCACAGUUUAGUUUUAGACCAUCUUUUAAUUCGCAGUACUGAACUACAGUUGUGUUCUGUUGGACAAAGACGUCCGUUCAUGGAGAGAGACUGUGGCACAAAUGAGAAGAAUAUAACACCGAUGUUUAAAAAAGCAAACGCAUUCAAACACUGCAUGCUGGGAAGAGUUUGGAGGACGCAGAUGACUGAUGCGUCCCCCGUUUGGUUUGGUUUUUGUUCCCGUUCAAUAUUUUUAAAGUAUUGUUUAUAUAAAACACAUCCCAACCGAAGCGGAGUUGAUGGUCGUUUGUUUGCUUGUUUGUGGGAGAAAAGUCUUUAGUUUCAUUGAUUUGUGUCUUUCCUCUGAUUAAAGGGCUCAGACCGUGAGCAAACACAUAAUCCCCAUAUAUUCAAGCAUUUACUCUAAACUAACCUGCAAAACCUUUCCCUUUAUUUCCCUUUUCUUCAAGACACACCAGCAAAUAACCGACAGUCUAAUUGUACGGUCAGAGAAAAUCUGUUGAAUGGAGUUUUGGUGCAAAUCUACUUGAGUAAGAUUAUAAAUGGAGCUUGUGGGAGAAAUAAAAAGGUUUGAAAGCUG
Messenger RNA from Triplophysa rosa, 2922 nucleotides. RefSeq names its product serine/threonine kinase 11 (gene stk11). Gene Ontology annotation, biological process: intracellular signal transduction; regulation of cell growth; glucose homeostasis. The record is from RefSeq and is a predicted model, not a curated record. Gene Ontology annotation, cellular component: cytoplasm. Gene Ontology annotation, molecular function: protein kinase activator activity; protein serine/threonine kinase activity; ATP binding. The transcript is spliced from 11 exons. NCBI's taxonomy places the organism in Eukaryota, Metazoa, Chordata, Actinopteri, Cypriniformes, Nemacheilidae. The coding region runs from base 687 to 2000 and encodes 437 amino acids.